Homalodisca vitripennis (glassy-winged sharpshooter) is the source of this 1672-nucleotide messenger RNA. RefSeq lists its product as uncharacterized. The record is from RefSeq and is a predicted model, not a curated record. The transcript has 6 exons. Bases 1 to 807 code for a protein of 268 amino acids. NCBI's taxonomy places the organism in Eukaryota, Metazoa, Arthropoda, Insecta, Hemiptera, Cicadellidae.
AUGACAGGGGUGUCUGCUGACCAGUCCUACUACUCUCCACAGUCAGAGGAUCUACAGAUGUUCCUGAAUGAACAUAUAAUGUUGCAAACAUCGUAUCAACAGUCACAACCACCGCUACAGAACCAGUUCUCACACAACACAAACCCUUACCUUCACGCAGGACUCACCAACUCUGUAUACCAACCUCCGCAGCAGUACAAUCCCUUCUACCCUCCACCACAGACCUACUACCCUCCACCCAACCCCUACUAUCCCCAUCCUCCACCACUCUACCCACACUACUAUCGUGGCCAACGUACUUCUAGGGAUUUUGACAUUCGAGGUCAGCUGGACAGUCUGACAGCCAAAAUGACUGGGAAAGUGCGAAAUGUUACUUGUGUCAUGCAGGAACUUGGAUAUUUGGAUGAAAACCUUGAACCUGCCUACAACAAGAUGAUUGAGAGGAUCAGCCGUCUGCCGAUACCUGACGAUCUCAAGCGAGACAUGACAGACGGUGUCGAAUUCUGCAGGCAAUUUGCGCAAUGUGUGCCAGAUGAGCGCAAAGACAAACUAGCCAGAGAAAUGGUUCGGCCAAUAUUUUUCUUCAGAUGCUACAAGCAUAAAAAAUUAGAAGCCUGCAUCAUGAAGGAUGUACGAGACAAGUAUAACCCUUCAGAAGAAAUGGGAGAGGACAACUUGCCAGGAGGGGAGAUGAGGUCACUCAAGAAUAAGAAGAGGAAGAAUUUAGAUGAGGAUGAUGCUGCUGCAGCCGCAGCUCUCGAGUUUCUAGAAGCAGAAAAGUCGUUUGACCUAGAUGCCAUACUUUAAUGUGAAACGUGACCUCAUACUUUCUUCCCUAUUUAAACUCAAACUUUGUUAAAGCUGUGUAAUUAUCCUUCAAAUCAGAACCAUGUGUUACAGUUUGUUGUUUGUUGCCAGUAGUACAAUUUUUGUUAUUCUUGCUCAGAAUAAGAAAAAUUAUCAUCUUAAACUGCUAAACAACACACACUAUUCUAGUCAAAUCCAAAAUGUAAAAUAAUAUGAAUAAGAAUUUAAUUCAUAGCUACACAGUGCUUCUGAGACCAGAUGGAAUUCAAGUAUAAAAUGUGUUUUAGGGUUAACAUUUCGUAUUAGCUACCACUGCAUAAAAAUAGGCACAAAAAGUAUAGAUCACCAAUUUAUUUAAUGAUGAUUUAUAGACAGAAAAUAUGAGAUAAAUCUAUUAGUCUCUGUAUUAAUAUAUAUAAUUUAUCAAUUUUCUAUUAAUGAUACUGAUAUCAUAUAAAAUAAUAUUUAAAGGUGUGUAAAUUUCACUCCUUGAAAUGUAUUUGAAGUAUAUUUCUAAUUUAAGUAUUUAUUUGAAGGAUUCUUGCACGACUUUAUAUUCUUUCAUAACUGGGAUGUGAAUUGCAAUAAUACUGCAAAAGUUGGAACAUGUGCAAUAUGAUUUGUAAAAUUGUGAUGAUGUAAUAAUCGUUCAAUAGUAUUUAUUUUAGUCAACUUGUAAGCAAGUAGUUUUGUGUUAAGUAUCCAUUUUCAUCUCACUGAUAUUUAUUUAUUAUUUAUUUGUGUUGCAAACUUGUGUCAUGUAACAACUACAAACAUCUGUGAUUUUCUAACAGACUUACUGUGAAAAAGUUGUUAGUCUACUGUCCAACAUUUUUAUUUAUUAAACUAUUUUCUUUUCCUUACA